Molecule: messenger RNA, 1245 nt
Organism: Apiotrichum porosum
Lineage: Eukaryota; Fungi; Basidiomycota; Tremellomycetes; Trichosporonales; Trichosporonaceae
Exons: 5
Coding region: 1-1245 (414 amino acids)
Molecular function (GO): protein binding
Source: RefSeq, a predicted model, not a curated record
AUGCUCUGCCAUUGCCUUGUCCUUGCAAGCACCGUGGGGCUGGCCCUCGCUAGCCCCGUCAACCGCUGGUACCACGAGUCUCUCGGUGCCAACUACUUCCAGACCAAUGGUUUCCUGGGCAACCAGCUCGUCUCGUCGUACAUUCUCCCCGACGGCACUCUUGUCGCAGGUACCGCCGAGUGGACGCACGGUAAUGGCUCGGCGGCCAUCAACGACCCGUCCCCAUUUGAGAACCACCCCGACCCAUUCCUCAGCUCUGGAUCCGUUAUCGUCGUCGGGAAGCAGGUGUUGGUCACUAACGCGGGCUCCAACACGUUCUCCGCCUUUGACAUUGACCCGACCGACCCGGCCCGCCCCAUGUACAGCAACAGCUAUCCCUCCGGCUACGAGUUCCCCAACUCCCUCGGCGCCAGCCCUGAUGGUAAAUACGUCUGCGUCCUCAACGCCGGUAGCCAGAACGGUUUCAUCUGCUACGAGUCAUCCGACAGCGGGUGGCAACACAUGCCUACAUGGGACCGUACAUUUGGGCUCAACCUCACCACCCCUCCUCACGGCCCCGUGGGUGGCACACCCUCGCAGAUCACGUUUGCAUCUGACAGUUCGAGAAUCAAUGUCGCCAUCAAGGGCCAUCUGCCCACGGAUCUGAACAACCCCACUGGCAACUUUACGAGCGGCGCCAUCUACGCCUUUAUGGUUACCUCUGACGCGGCCGGCCAGGUCACCCUCGCCGACAAACCCGUUGUGUACGACGCCGGGCUCCCUUUCGGUCUUCUGGAGGACAUGGCCAACCCCGGUGUCUUCUUCGCUCCUGACCCCUCCGCCGGGUACGAGGCCUUUGACUUUGCCGCGAACGCCUCUGUAGCUGGUACGGUUCCAAACCAGGUGGCUGUCUGCUGGGCUGCCCAGAGCAACCUGACGAACAACUUUUACGUUGUCGACAUCGGGGGUAAAGCCAACAUCACCGAGAUUGCCAUCGACUCCACGACCCUCCAGGGAGAGAUUCUCUCCCAACACUCGCUUGGGACCAAUGCCUCGGGCACAGACGUGUCCAUCUUUGCUCCGCCAAGCAUGCCUACCGAGAACUGGAUGUAUGUCAAUGCAGCGGCUUACGAAUCGGUCCACGCCUACAGGAUUACCGCGCCGGGCAAGUUCAGCCUCUUCCAGCGGUACCGCUUCUCGGACCAGCCCAAGGGGACAGUGAGCAGCAAGGGUUUUGCUGGUCAAGCUGUCUACUACAAGGCCUAA